AUGAUUAUCAGAAUUUGUAUACUCUGGCAACCUAUUUUGAAAAGGGGAUCUUGUUCCAGUGGAUUAAGAAUGACGAUCCCCGCCUUGGAGAGGCUGAUAGAUUUGCAAGAAGGGCAAUACGGAAAGGUAUCCAAGAGAAGGAUCCAGCCGCCAAAGCUUACGACAACUUGCGUGUACACAUUACAUAUGAUAGCAAUACCAAGGGACACAAACCCACCGAUGCAUACCAACCGUCGCCUAUCGUUGAAUUUCUCGAAUACGAAUUCGACAACU
Molecule: messenger RNA, 273 nt
Organism: Mesorhabditis belari
Lineage: Eukaryota; Metazoa; Nematoda; Chromadorea; Rhabditida; Rhabditidae
Source: the annotation of a GenBank genome assembly